Molecule: messenger RNA, 726 nt
Organism: Pyrus x bretschneideri (Chinese white pear)
Lineage: Eukaryota; Viridiplantae; Streptophyta; Magnoliopsida; Rosales; Rosaceae
Gene: ARP
Product: auxin-repressed 12.5 kDa protein-like
Exons: 3
Coding region: 62-412 (116 amino acids)
Source: RefSeq, a predicted model, not a curated record
AUCUAGACCCUAGAUAGAGAGAGAAGAAAAGGAGGGAGAGAGAGAGAGAGAGAGAGCAAAAAUGGUUCUGCUUGAAAAGCUUUGGGAUGAUAUUGUCGCCGGACCUCAGCCUGAACGCGGCCUUGGCAUGCUUAGGAAGCCGUCUCCUAAGCCCUUGAAUAUCAAAGUGGAGGGAGAGUCGAGCAAGUUGGCGAUGCCGAUGAGCCCCGGAACACCAGGCACCCCAGGAACCCCGGGCACACCAGCUUCCGCUCGUGCUAAAGACAACGUUUGGAGGAGUGUGUUCCACCCAGGUAGCAACCUUGCCACCAAAUCCAUGGGCAACCAGGUUUUCGACAAGCCACAGCCCAACUCUCCCACUGUCUACGACUGGCUCUACAGCGGGGAGACCAGGAGCAUCCAUCAUCGUUAAGGUGACGAAGAAACAACUGAGCUCACCAGCAGCCGCCAGGGGCUGCAUGUAAAUAGUGUACCUUUUCAUCUCAGUGUUUGCCACGCGCCCCGAUGAGGGUUUUCUGAUGGCAAUACGAUUAGGUAUCCUUAUGGAUUUUGUAUCUAGGGCUUUCUUCCAGGAGAGCUCACUGUCUUGGAAUUAUGAUAUGUGAGAUUGUCUGAACGCUUGUGCGGUGAUGAUUGUUGGGUCAGAUCUAACGUUGGAUGGUUGUGAGGAGUUGCUGUCGUGUUUUUACUAUAAUCAAAUAAAUAAAUAUCUUCUGUAUUUUAUUA